Opisthocomus hoazin is the source of this 923-nucleotide messenger RNA. RefSeq names its product lysosomal protein transmembrane 5 (gene LAPTM5). The record is from RefSeq and is a predicted model, not a curated record. Gene Ontology annotation, cellular component: lysosomal membrane. Lineage: Eukaryota; Metazoa; Chordata; Aves; Opisthocomiformes; Opisthocomidae.
AUGACUGCCCAAAUGACCACCGAGCCCCCCAGAUGUUGCUUCUUCAACAUCAAGACAGCAACAAUCGCUUUAGGGAUCUUUCACAUGGUUAUGAGUGUUUUGCUGCUGAUUGAGUACUCCCUGGAGGUAGCGAGCGGGAAAGGCUUUUGCAAAGACCUGGACAAGGAUUACUACAGAACUGCUGAUGUCAUCACCAGUUUCCUGUUGAUCUUCAUGCUGUUUGUCAUCAGCUUCAACCUCCUCCUUGGUGUUGUGAAGAAGAGGGAACGUCUCCUGAUCCCGUUCCUUGCUCUACAAGUCAUGGACUUUCUCCUCAGCCUCCUAACAAUGUUCAGUUCCUACAUACAAGUUCCAGCGAUCAUCUCUGUGUCCUCUGUUAGCCACACACAGGGACACUCGAAGAUCCCUUUCCUGGCUCUGCAGCUACUGGAUUUCUGCCUGAGUAUUCUCACUCUCUGCAGCUCUUACAUGGAGGUCCCCACCUAUCUCAGCUUCAAGUCUGUGGACAAUGGGGGCUUUUUGCCAACCCUGCAGAAGUUACCAACAGAGGAAUAUGCCAAAGUGAUGGUCACCUUCACCAUUGCAUUCAUUGCUGUCCUCUUCCUGAAGGCCUAUAUGUUCAAAUGUGUCCUGAGCUGCUUUAAGUAUAUUAAAGCCAGCAAGAGACAGGAGGUAAAAGUCGACGCACAAGCAGUUGAAAAGGCUGAGCUGCCAUCGUAUGAGGAAGCCUUAGAGUUGUCUUCCAAGGAAUCCCCACCACCCUAUGUAGCAAUCUAAGCUUCACUGAUGGAGAGGAGAAGACAUUUGUAUUGCUGUUGGUGCCUCUUACCCCUUCUGUCAGAUAGUCAGCCUCAUUGAGAAGUCUUUACUUUAUAGCAGUAUCAUGCUUAUUACAAUCCACCUCACUUCAUGAGCCUACAAAG